CAAAAUCUGUUAAAGACUAGCGGAAAUGCUCUUUGUUUUUUGGCAGCGCACACACCAACAUGGUCUGUCUGCAUAUAAACACUGCCUGAGCACAGUAAGGCUGCAUGGGAGCGCCACAGUCGAAGCUGUAACACUGAGAAGACACAGUCAUGCUGCUGGUGACGAGAGUUUUUCUGCUGCUGAGUUUCGCCUCAGUGCUUCCAGCUGCCAGCAAAAAACGGGUGGUUUCGGUACAGCUGGGAAAGGAACUCAGACCGAGGCGACAAACUGUGAAACUGACUCUGGAUCCCUCAGUGAACUCUUACCUCUCCUUCAGAUCUGCAUCAAACAUUGGCAACUUGUCGCUGUCACCGUGGACCUACAUAGAUUCAUUUAACCCCUUCCGUUUGCCUGAGAAGAUCUUACAGGCCAACUGCAGCACAUCUGGCUGUCUGAACCUCCAGGACGGAGGGGAGGAUGCAACUCUGGAGGCAAAACCCAUCAAAUAUCAGGUCCUGGUUCUGUACAGAACAAGAAAGGAAAGAAAGAACAAAAAACCAAUGAAGAAGGUGAAGAAGAAGUAUGUUUUUAUGCUGGGGACUGAAGAGAUCACGGUUGGUUGUACCUGUGUAAGACCCAGUGUGAUACCACAACAGUAAUCACAGGACAUCCAACAAAUGCUCCGGUCUCACAUAUCAUUCAUAUGAUCUACUGUCUGUAACUUUUUAGUCAACACAGGUUAUUUUUCGACACUGAUCUCAGAUUUGUUAAGCAAGUCAGUGCAGCAGUCCAGUCUAGCUAUUAUCAUUUGAGGUUGAUGAACAAAAUUAAGCCUCAGAAUGUCCUCGAAAGUGUCAUUUAUGAUUUUAUUACCACUAGACUGAACUACUGCACCGUCUUACCUCCCUGAACUUUUACAUAAACACAGUCCUUGUAGGACGCUGGAAUCUGAAAACUAACUACUUUUAGUCGUUCCAAGAACUCAAUCAUAAGGUCCACCAGUAUCUUGGAUGUUUUUUUUUUUUAUGUUUUUUUGCAGCACUAUUGGCCUUUUUUUUUGUUUUGUUUUUCCAAAGUAGUUAGACAGGAAGUGGGUUGUAGAGAGGGAGAAGACUGGCAGCAUAGGUCUGUGGGGCGCUGGCACAGCUGCGUCAAGGAUAUACAUGGGUUGUGGACUGCGCCGCGCCCCUAACUUGAGUAAUGUUAAAUAACUUUUAAAAACUCAUCUGUUUUGAUUGGCUUUUAAUUCUGGGAAGUUUCAGCAUUAGGCUAGUUAUUAUUUUAGUUUUUUAUCUAUUCAAACUGUGACAUUGUGUGUUAUUGCUUGUAGCUUUUAUAAUUUUCUUAUUUUACCUGUGAAGCACUUGGUCAGUCUUUUGUGUGUAGUACUGCUAUAUAAAUAAAGAUUGAUUGAUAGAAAACAACUGGGGCACAUUUUUUUUGACGCACAUCUGAUCAUUUUGAUGUGUGCUGCCCUUUGAUAAAAGCCUACUGCAAAACAGAAGAUUAGAGUAUCCAGCCAUUGUGAUGAAAAAGUAAGGCCGUGUAAAAAUCAAUUAAGUAGUUUUUACUGAAAUUUCCAUUUUUUUCUUACUGUAAUAUUUUUGCUUUAUUUCUUUAGUUUUCUCUGGCUAGAUACGUUUACAAGAUUUGUUUUCCAGUCUGUAUUUAUCUUAGCCCAGUUGUUGGGCAACAUGAGCCAACACCUUCAUUUUUCAUAACUAUAGAAAUCAGUGUAAAUAUCCAUCUGAUGCAAAUGUGAUGGUGGAAAUAAAAACUGAUUAUUUAAGAUGCUAUAACCUUCAGCUAAUAGGCCAGCUUAUAAAGAACUUGCCUCAUGUUCAGCAACAAAAGCCAAAUUUUAGAGCCAUCUUGACAUAUUUAAUGUUUGGAGGAUUAGAGUGGGUCAUCAUGGUAGUUAGCCCUGUGAGGAAUCACUGCAAACCAUACAUUUAAACAUAAAAUACUCAUGACAUAAUGUUGCUGAUCCUCUUUCAAACGUAACAAGGAAUUGCAUGUUCCCCGAUGGCGCUUAAUAGGCUAAGAUAUUUAAAAAAGGGCUUUUUUGGCUAAAAGUAGGAAAAGGAUUUAUUUUGCUGAAUUUCUUUGUAUUGUUUUAUGUGCUGGACUGAUAAGUUACAUAACAGUUUCUAGUGACAUGUUAUUCAGUGGAGUAUAUAUCAUGGUUGUUAUUUUAUGAUUGUUUGCUUUGCUGUACUUUGUUCGAUUUCCUUUCUGUUUUAAUUGUAUUGACAAUAUCAAAACAGAUUCAUAUUUGUUCACACAAGAGGUAAAAAUGUCUAUGCAGCUGUAUUUGAUUUAAAUAUAUUUUUUGCUAAUAA
Messenger RNA from Girardinichthys multiradiatus, 2321 nucleotides. It is a transcript of the gene il17a/f3, whose product is annotated as interleukin 17a/f3. Gene Ontology annotation, cellular component: extracellular region. The record is from RefSeq and is a predicted model, not a curated record. NCBI's taxonomy places the organism in Eukaryota, Metazoa, Chordata, Actinopteri, Cyprinodontiformes, Goodeidae. Gene Ontology annotation, molecular function: cytokine activity. The transcript is spliced from 4 exons. Gene Ontology annotation, biological process: inflammatory response. The coding region runs from base 150 to 638 and encodes 162 amino acids.